UUGGGUGAGUUCACCGCGCCACACCCAAAUUCAAAUUUCACGCUCCAUCCACAACACAACACAACACAACACCGCGCUCUCUUCGUCUUCCCUUUCCCACAAACCCUAAGUUCCCAAAUCGACCCGACCAUUUCCGAAGCCAAACAUGGCUUCUCGAAACCAGAACAGGCCUCCUCGCAGCCCCUCUCACAAGAAGGUGGGUUCAGAAGAAUUAUUCUCGGAUAAGCGUCGAAGGAUCGGAGCUGACAAGAUGGAGAGACAAGGAGCCACUGGAGGCAGGAUAAGGACGCCAUUUUCAUCCGUUAACAACCGCACGGAUGCCGCAAGUGAGGCCGGAAGCGCCGAGCCCUCUGAGUGUGAUACCGUUGAGUUCACCAAGGAGGAUGUAGCGGCCUUGUUGAAUGAGAAGAUGAAGAAGGGGAAUCCUUAUGAUAAUAAGAAAAAGAUGGAGCAGAUGACGGACCUGAUAAAGCGGCUUAAGCUUUGUGUUCGCUGGUUUAAGAAAAUUGAAGAAGGAGAUGCCCAAGAAAAGCAGAGGCUUGGUUCUGAACUAGAGGCAGCUCAGAAGAAGUGCAAUGAUAUUGAGAUUGAGUUGAAGAAUAUGAUGGAGGAAUUGAACAAGAGAAUCUCUGAUUUAGAAGAGAGAAUUGCAAAGGAAGAAUCAGAUAAGUUGGAAGCAGAUAAUCGUUAUAGAGAAGAAAAGGAAGCAAGGAAUGCGGCUGAGAAAGUUUGUAAAGAGAAAUCCGCUGAGCUUGAGCGGAUUCAGGGUGAGAAAUCAGCUGCCGAGCGAAAGGCAAAUUCAAAUGAAGACUUGUACAAAAGAUCACAGGAGUACAAUAUGAGUCUGCAGCAGUACAAUAGUCGUCUUCAGUCAGAUCUUGAAGUAGCUAAGGAGGCACAGAGAAAACUUGAAACAGAGAAAGCAACUGCUGUUGAAAGCCUUAGUCUUGCUAGAGGUCACAAUAAGAUACUGCAGAAUGAGUUGGCGACUCUUAAAGCUUCACAGAGUGAAGCUCUAAAUGAGAAAGAAAAAUUAGCAAAUGAACUAAAAUGUCUUCGUGAGGAGUUAAAACAAAUCAGAGAUGACCGUGAUUGUCAACAGAAGCAAGUAAAGAAUUUAACAGCAGAAGUAGCAAAGUACAAAGAAUUUACUGGGGAAUCAUGUAAACAAUUGGAUUCCUUGAUAGAUAAAACAAACGCCCUUGAGGAUACUUGUUCUUCUCAAAGGGAGAGAAUAUUCACACUCGAGCAGCACCUGGCAACUGAAAGGGAGAAGUUAAAGAUGGCUGAUAUGUCUGUAUCAGAAACAAGGACAGUGUUUGAAGAUCAGAAAAGAAUCAUACGUGAACUGCAAGAUAAAUUAGCAGAUAAAGAAUCUCAAAUAGUUGAAGGAGAGAAGCUGAGGAAAAAACUUCACAACACCAUUCUGGAGCUAAAAGGAAAUAUUCGCGUGUUCUGCCGGGUGAGACCUUUGCUACCAGAUGACGGCACAGGAACUGAUAUGGUCGUUUCUUACCCUACGUCAACAGAAUCACUUGGCCGGGGAAUUGAAUUGGUUCAAAAUGGGCAGAAGUACCCUUUUACAUUUGACAAGGUGUUUAAUCACGACGCUUCUCAGAAUGACGUAUUCCUAGAGAUAUCCCAGCUGGUGCAGAGUGCACUUGAUGGAUACAAGGUGUGUAUCUUUGCGUAUGGGCAAACAGGUUCAGGCAAAACUUAUACAAUGAUGGGCAGGCCUGAUGCUCCAGAUUUGAAAGGGUUGAUACCACGUUCUUUAGAACAGAUAUUCCAGACUAGUCAAUCUCUGAAAGAUCAGGGUUGGAAGUACAAAAUGCAGGCAUCAAUCUUGGAAAUAUAUAAUGAGACCAUCAGGGAUUUGUUAUCAAAUAGGCCAUGUGGGAUUGACCAGACACGAACAGACAAUGGUGUUCCUGGCAAGCAGUACAAUAUUAAACAUGAUGCAAACGGAAACACACACGUUUCUGACCUAACCAUUGUGGAUGUUUGUAGCGUGAACGAGAUUUCCUCACUCCUAAAACAGGCUGCGCAAUGCAGGUCUGUGGGAAGGACACAGAUGAAUGAACAUUCAUCUAGAAGCCAUUUUGUCUUCACUCUGCGUAUUUGUGGGAUAAAUGAGAAUACUGAACAACAAGUACAAGGUGUCUUAAAUCUGAUUGAUCUUGCUGGAAGUGAAAGACUUUCAAGGAGUGGGGCAACUGGGGACCGGUUGAAGGAAACUCAGGCUAUCAAUAAAAGUCUCUCAUCUUUGAGUGAUGUAAUAUUCGCUUUAGCAAAGAAAGAGGAACAUGUUCCUUUCAGGAACUCAAAACUUACAUACCUUCUUCAGCCAUGUCUUGCUGGUGAUUCAAAAACCUUGAUGUUUGUCAACAUUGCACCUGAUCAGUCAUCAACCAGCGAGUCGCUUUGCUCGCUUCGUUUCGCUGCCAGAGUCAAUGCCUGUGAAAUUGGGAUUCCAAGGCGUCAAACUCAGACAGCCACACAUCAUCCAUAACCCAAAAAUAAAACUGUUAUUUAUAUUAGUUUGGAAAAAAGAAAAUGCUUAUUCUUUGAUGGUGCUUUGAUAGAUGUAAGAGUGUAACAUUUCAGAAAAAAAGGGGCUUGUGUAGUUUGUUUGUAAAGAGGCUUAGAUUUAGCCUCGAAAAGAAAGUACUAAUGAUUUGUAUCAUUUAGCUGACCAUGAUAAUAGUUACCUUUUCAUUAUUUUA
Messenger RNA from Arachis duranensis, 2726 nucleotides. RefSeq names its product kinesin-like protein KIN-14C. The transcript is spliced from 17 exons. The record is from RefSeq and is a predicted model, not a curated record. Bases 146 to 2512 code for a protein of 788 amino acids. Lineage: Eukaryota; Viridiplantae; Streptophyta; Magnoliopsida; Fabales; Fabaceae. Gene Ontology annotation, biological process: microtubule-based movement. Gene Ontology annotation, molecular function: microtubule binding; ATP binding; microtubule motor activity.